UGAGAGAAACAUGUCAUUAAGGUGUUGUCAAAGCGAGCCCUGUAGGUGUGGGCCGUCCCCGGCGUUUGUGAUUUUAAAGUUUCAAAGGGGAGGACUUAUUGGAUAUGGGAUCAAGUUCGUGAAACCGUCUUGUGCGUCUAGAAAAAUGCCACCCAGGAGGCGCCAAAGGAGCUAAAGAGUGACAAUCACAGAGCACCAAAAAUGACGAAAGUUCCUCAGGGGGCUGAUUUGAGUUUCCUAAAUGAAGAGGAAGCCAGGAAGAUCCUUCGGGUGCUGGAGAGAAAUGAGGAGCUGCAAAGGGCGGAGAAGGCCAGGAUCAGCAAACUUCAGAAGACAAAGAGGGACAUCAGAUGGCUGCAAGGAGUGACUGGAGAAUGGUUUGAAGAAAUUCAAAGAAAAAAGUUUUGCAAUGAAACAGAUGUUAGUCAAAUGUUUAAACAACCACUUAUAUACAGGCUAAGAGAGGAGAUGGCAAAAAAUGUGGAAUUACAAACAUCAAGACCUGAUCAUGUGACCAAUUCAAAACCCCCGACAUCCGUUCCUUCUUGGCCGAGCUUCAGAUCAUCCCUGGCUUCUCUAUUUUCAUUCAGAAAAUCUGAAAAGGAGCUUUUCAAGCUUCAGUCGCUGGGGCAGAAAGGAUGCGAUGGCCAGGUAGGACCUCCUGUGUCUGCGAGGGGACCCACUGCGGAGACAAAAUUAUACAAUUCACCUCUAAAACAUCAACCAGUUGACAGUGCGUUUGUCUCCAAGCCAGCAACCAUGAGGGAAGGAAGUGGCAUGCCUCCUCUGUGGGAUGUUUCGGUGCUAGAAAAUGAGUUUUUCCAAGUUUUAGAUGAUUUGGACAGCACGCUGGCUCAAGAACAGUCCACAAGCUCAGUGAAUGCCAGCGCACCCUACAACUACGGAUCGAGAACCCAGUUCAGCCAUUGUUACUCCACUGGCAACAGGCAUAGUAACAUCACUGGAAGACAUAAAAAUCGCUAUAAUGAAACUUCUAAUAUGUCCAUCUAUGACAUCCUGAGACCAGGAGCUCCAAGGGAAGGUUUUAAAACUUUUUCUCCCAGGACAAAAACAAUUUAUGAUAUGUACAGGACAAGGGGGCCCAGCAUCUCAAAAGAAGAUUAUGUGCCAAAGAAUACUUUUGGCAGUACAUCUUUGUGUUUUGACAGCCGGCAACGACCUGCCGUAGGAGCCACGAGGCAUUUCACAGCAAGAAGCUCACACUUUCCAGCUGCAACUCAGAGCAAGAGUAGAUUUACACCACCGAACUACCAGCAGAGCCCGAAGAGAACUCCGUUAUCCUCCAUCAUCUGGAACAGAUCAGAUGCUUCUAGAGACAGGCAGAGCCAGCAAGAGUUCUUGACGGCACCAUCACCAAUGGAAAUGGACCCUGCAGACCAGUGUGUGAAUCCCAGGUAUUUUCAGGGAAAUAGGACACAUGAAUUGUACCAUUCACAAAACGUUUACCAAAGUGUUCAUCUAAAUGCCCCAAUGGAUAAUGCAAUGAGCUCUGAUGCUUUUGAGAAUUUAGAGAAUAUGCCAUUCUAUCAGCAGGACAACCCAUUUGCUAGGUCUUUCUUUAGUAGUACCUUUGGGCAAAGCAGAGAACACCAAUUUGUCCAAAGUUCUUUUUGGGACCACCGGGAAGAACAUAUUUCUUGGUCUGACUUUGAUCAAAGCAGGAAACCAUUCGUUUAUUCUAACAGAGACUUUGAAAUGAUUUCCAUUGAAGCAGACAGUGUGCCUGCUGCUCAGGGCCAUGGCGUCCCUUUCCAACACUGGGAGCCACUUUCUACUGGCUAUGGAACUGAUGUUUUCAGAGGCCAAGAAGAGCCACAUCCCUGGAAGGCUGACUUUCACACAACCCCACUGGAGAGCAUGGAGAUAUCAAACAGUAUUGAGAACCAAUUUGGCACACAAAAUAUUUACUCCAUGCCUGGUUCAAGCUAUCAUCUCAAGUCUAGUGCUUCAGGACACUGCCAAGAUAGUUCACCUGUACAAACACAUAUACGCAAAGAACCUUAUUCAUCAAGAAUGGAUCAGACUUUAGCAUCCUCAUCCAAAACUUCCUUCCCCCAGAUUCCUGAUGACAAACGGAAUUCUCAGAGUCCCACUUUUCUGAAUUCCACGAUCACUUUGCAGAAAGUUAUUCCCAAUAAACCAGACACCCUGCCGAUAGGAAGCCAUACAGGAGUUACCACAGCCUACAGCAAUUCAACCGAUCUGUCACCUUUUGCUGAAACCCAGCUCAAUAGCUUGGUCACAGAAAUGAAUAAUGAGAAGGAGUCAACUGUAUUUAUUUUAGAAGACAAACAGCUAAACAAGGUGGCCCAGACAGACAUGACAGGUGACAUACCUCCACCUGUUUCACAGACUGACAGACAGACAGACCCUUUACCUGAUUUUCAAAAACCCCUCUCCCAGGAGCCAAUCAAAAGUGACAAGAUGAGUUUUAAGGUGUCUACUACAGUCCAUUCAAAGGGGUCUCCAAGAGGCUUUCCCAGGAAGGAUACCUCCAAAUUUUCCCUCUUAUAUAGAGACAAACCCACUGAACUUAAAAAAGAGAAGUGUUUUCCUGGGAACAGAAAACUUGACUCAACAGCUUCCCUUCUGUUCUCUCAGAAAAGCAGAACACCACCAUGCUUCCCCAGUCCAGAUCCAAGUUGUCACCUAGAAUUAAAAGUAAACAAUGCAGAUUUUUCAGACACUAUUCAAAAUAACAUCUGGCACUCUGGACAUCUAGACAAUCAAAACACAGAAUUACCAGAGGAGACUGCUAGCUUAGACACUGAAAGAGAGCAAAGUUCCACAACUCAUUCUACCAACUGCAGCAAGCAUACUACCUCAUGUGAUUCUUUAGAUCUGUCAAGUGCACCACUAGAUUCCUCACCAUCCAAUGAUGCUUCCCUUGAUGCUUUUGGGAUUCUGUCCACCACAGUGUUCUCCAAGAGACGCCCAUCAGACAAAAGUCCAUCUCUGGAAGAAAGAGAAGAAAUAGACAAUGGGAGAAAGAACCAAAAUAAUCAAUUUACCGUAAGCUCCUUAGAAAAACAAAAGAAUAAUGAUAGUCAUAGGUCUGUGAAUGACAAAGUGUGUGAUGUCAUUACAUGUCACUCCUACUCUCCUUUUAGAAGUGGAAGUGGAAAAGGGAAAGGAAGAGUAAGGCGCCACAUAUCUUACAUUGAAAAGCUAAGCAAACUGGAUAGCACAUCAGUACCCACAACUGAAGGCAGGAGCCUCACUGAAGAGAAUCAGAGUGAAUCCAAACCUUCUGAACAUAGCACCAUUUAUUGUACCUUGCCAAGAAAAUCAGCUAGUUGUCCCAUAUACGGCAAGCAGUCAGAAAGUAAGAUAGUAGCUGCUUCUAUUAGGAAUGGGCCACCUCCAUUCCAGAUCAAAAAUAAUAUGGGCGGUCCAGGUGGCAAGUACACAGCAGAUGAACUCAGUCCCAUUUCUCCUGAGUCAAUGAGCAAAUGUUCCAGAGUUGUUUCAGAUUCAGCCUUGUUUCCACCUGAAGCCACAGCAACAAUGACGGGUAUGAAAGUCAUCAGACCUGCUUCUGUUAGGAAAGGACCCCUACCAUUCCUCAUUCAGAGAGCUGUGUCAUGUCCUUUAGGGGAGCUAUGUGCCUCAACUAGAAGCGAAGACAGAGAAAAAGCAGUGGGCUCAGACACAGAUGCUUCUGCUAUGACACUCAGGCCUUGGGAGAGAAUCACUGACCCUCUGGAAAGUAACCCAGCCACCAGAGGUGGCCGAAAAGAGUUCUCUCAAGAAUGCACUGAAAAAGAUGGUGAAAUUUCUGCCUCUGCAACAAGUGUAGGUACUCUUUCAGGUGAAGACCCUUUACGUUCUGGUGUAGAGGUAUCAGAAAAAGGAAGUGGGAAAGCAUUACAUAUAUUUAAGACUACUAGUACAUUUUCUGUGUCUGGUGAUGAAGAUAAUGUAAAAUGCCUAGAGGUGGUUUCAAUAUAUUAUACGCUCCCAAGGAAACCCAGCAAAAAAUUCCGUGACCUUCUUCAACAAUAUAUACAAAGUACCAAUUCCCUUACAGAAUCACUGCAAAUGGACACUGAAAUAUUUUCUAAGGCUUUAGAAGAAGACAAAGGAAGUUAUUCUACGCAUGUACAGUCAGGAACAUCUUCAUCUGAAGAUCUAAAACUACUAGGCAACCCUACUCAGACUCGUCUUUCUCACACUACUGACAGUCCGGCUGCCUUCCAGUCACCAAAUGGGUCCUCGGAGCCUACAUUACAGGAAAGGACUUGUGCUGGGGCAGACGUUUCUCUUCAUAAAGGGGAAUCUAAAACCAGAGAGAUUCCCUCACAUAACUUAGAUAAAACACCUCUAGGUGUUCCAGAAAACAAGAAAGAGAGAGGAAAACCAUGGAAAAAUGAAACCUUGGGUACCUCAUUCGUGCUUCAGGAUAAAAGUGCCACAGAAGAACAAUCUGCAGAUUGUCAGCUGUCUGCUAAUGCAGGAGACAGUGUUCUCUCUGGUCUCCUAGCUCAUCCUGAAGAUAAUAACGAAAAUUCCCAAACUGGAAGAAGCUCUGGGAAGUGCGUAGGUAGUGGUAUACCCAUUAUAGCCACUGAAAGUGGAAGCUGGUCUCAGAAAGAUCACACAGCCGUAGGCACGCAGGAUAUCUCCGGUGGAUCACAGCCCCGGGAAGUUAGAGAGAAAACUGGGACAGAGUGCCAAAAACUGACUGACAAAAUUUUUCCUGACUCAGAAAGUCAAGCUAUUUUUCUCACUCCAGCACUGCAUGAACCACAGUUUGUUGAUAAGACUCAACCGGGUGAACCAGAUUUAGAAAGUUUACAGUCUGAAUCCAGGAAAUUACAAGGAAGUCAGGAGGCAAAUGUGGCAGAGAGCAGGAGGGUCAGAGGUGAAAUGCAGAAGUUGGCAUGGGAUCGGACUUUACACGCUGGAGGAAAUAAUAAGCACAAUACCAACUUGGACGACCUAGAACAAGUAGAAAACAGAUUGCCAACCACGUUGAAAGCCAGCAGAAAAUUCCCUGCUAAGGAUUUAAGCCCCAGAAGACACGUAGCUACUAUUUUCUAUAAAGGUGGCAGUAAAUCUGACUUUGACCACUUAUCUCUGGGCAGAGAAAAGUGCAGGUCACUGGCUGAACCUACAGGUGAAGGCAGUAUGGGUAACGAUGGCAUGACUGCAGAGGCUACUGAACUAUCCAGCAGAGAAGCUUCUAGACACUCCCAUAAUCAGAACUCUAACAGCAUUUCAAAGCUACAUCAGGAUGAACUCAAUGCUGUCUCAGAAUCAACACCAAAACAUGAGAAUUCUGAAAGUGCAACUGUAGGUGAGGAAGGAGAGUCAGGAACCUCAGCCCCGCAGUUCGCAUUCACCAGCCUCAGGGAAGCGGGCUUCUCUGACCAUCAGAGGAGGUCAGAGCUCCCUUUGGAGCCUGCACUGAAAUCUCCGGUAAGCAUUUCUCUGUCUAGCUGUCAGCAGCAACAAGGGAGAAAUUUGUCUCUGCAGUGGGAACCUGAGCCUCACCUCUAUAGAUCAAAGAGUUUAAAAAGCAUCAAUGUGCAGAGUGAUCUGCCAUGCAAAAGCCAUCCUCCCAAAGUCAGGGGGCGUCAUCUUUCUGAGAGCACAUCCAUUGACAAUGCCCUGAGUCGACUGACCCUCAGGGAUGAACUUCCUACCAACAACGGGUACAGUCGAAGGUUCAAAUCUUUUUCUGAACUUCCAAACUAUGAUGACAGUGAAAGCUGGACUUUGUGUAGCAGCAAAGCAAAAGCAGGGCCCAAGUCUGCGUCAUCAAUAGCCAGACCCAUCGACUAUGGGAUUUUUGGGAAAGAACAACAGUUAGCUUUCUUGGAGAAUGUAAAACGGUCACUCACACAAGGAAGGUUAUGGAAACCAAGUUUUCUUAAGAACCCUGGCUUCCUGAAAGAUGAUGUAAUUAGCUCUUCCAACACAUCAGAGUCUUUAAGCUCAAACUCCCCUAGCAGUCAGGUGCCAGGAGGCAGUUUAAGUCCAAGUGAAACACUUAAUAUCUAUGAGAAGGACCCAGUGGACUCAGACUGUGACACAGACACAACCACAGACGAUGAAUACUACCUGAAUGAAAAUGAUAAAGAGUCAGAACUAUGAGAUGUUUCUAGAAAGAUGCAUGAUGUGUUGCAGUUUGCUUUUCAUCAAAAACCUGCCACAGAAAUAGUGUGAAUUUGUAUGCUCAGGGGAGGACAGAUUUUGAAAGGUCUGGUCUGGGUAGUGUUUGCACCAAAAUAACUCAUUUUUUCCUCCAUACCCUCUAUACCCACUUCCUGAAUUCUACAAAUGAGAUUUCAUGUUCUGAGGAGUUUUCUGCUCAUUUUCCCCUCUUUGUUUGCUCUUGGUCUGUCUUCACUCCCUUCUCAAACUUUAUCUCUAAAUCACUUGCCAAUUUUGGCUUUUCACCUAAUUUUACUCUACUUUUUCACAUUCUUCAUGAUGUUUUAAAAAAUGUAAGGACCAUGACAGUACAGUAAAUAUUAUCAUCCUGUUUGCUUCAACAUUUAGGAACUUUGGUGGGAUUUUUUUU
This is a messenger RNA of Octodon degus (degu), 6550 nucleotides long. It is a transcript of the gene Exph5, whose product is annotated as exophilin 5. The transcript has 6 exons. Gene Ontology annotation, cellular component: endosome. Gene Ontology annotation, biological process: intracellular protein transport; positive regulation of protein secretion; positive regulation of exocytosis. Gene Ontology annotation, molecular function: small GTPase binding. Lineage: Eukaryota; Metazoa; Chordata; Mammalia; Rodentia; Octodontidae. The record is from RefSeq and is a predicted model, not a curated record. Bases 202 to 6120 code for a protein of 1972 amino acids.